AUGCACAUAAACCAGGACCUCUCCAACUGCGGCCCCUCCGUCGUACACCGACUUGAACCCCGCACCAAGCCAAAACAUCUCUACUUUGCCUACGGCUCCAACCUCUCCCCCACCCAGAUGAAACAGCGCUGCACAGUGAACCCCACCCUCUCCUCCAGGCCCCUUGCGAUAGCCUUCCUCCCCCACUGGCGCUGGCUAAUCUGCCAAGCGGGCUACGCCAAUGUGCUCCCGCCGGAGGGGCUCCGGGUGGGACCACAGAAUGGACGCGAUGCGCGCACGGUGCCUGUGUCAGGGUCUGCGGAUGGGGUGUAUGGGGUGUUGUAUGAGAUGGAUGGAGGCGAUGAGAGGAUCCUGGACGGGUAUGAGGGUGUUGAUCAUGGAUCCGCGGUGUCUGAGGGGGAUGCGGUGAGUACUGCCAUCCGGCCGAGGGAGCAGGGAGUUGGGCAUUAUAAUAAGUGGUAUGUUACUGCGAGGGUGGUGGAGUGGAUUGGCGGAGAGGAGCACGGGGUUAGGGUUCAGGCUGGGGCGGAGGUUCCCGUGCUGGUUUAUGUGGAUGAGGAGCGGGUGAGGCCGAGUCCACCUAAGACGGAGUACAUUGCGCGGAUGAACCGGGCGAUGAGGGAAUCGGAGGUGUUAGGGCUUAAUGGGUCCUGGCUGGAGGAAGUGUUGAGGCCAUUUAUUCCAAGAGAUAAAUAG
This is a messenger RNA of Penicillium chermesinum, 696 nucleotides long. Its product is annotated as gamma-glutamylcyclotransferase family protein. Bases 1 to 696 code for a protein of 231 amino acids. The transcript has a single exon. The record is from RefSeq and is a predicted model, not a curated record. Gene Ontology annotation, molecular function: gamma-glutamylcyclotransferase activity. NCBI's taxonomy places the organism in Eukaryota, Fungi, Ascomycota, Eurotiomycetes, Eurotiales, Aspergillaceae.